AUGGCAGCCUUUGCUGUGAGCUAUGCGGUAUCUCCAGGAGCCUCCCAGGCCUUGCGCGGAGCCCCAACAUUGGCCAAGGCUUCAGCGCCCAAGGAGACGCCAACAUUGUCUGGCACAGGCUCCGCCGUAGUUGGUGCGGGCGUUUUGGGCGCCUUAGCCUUGUCGGCCAAGAGGUCCCGCACGUCGAAGUCGCUCCGUGCCCGAGGUGGAGAUGUGGUGGAGACGCUUCCGACAACAGAGAUCAAUUACUACAAGCUUGACAGCAUCAACACCACGCAGAUUCUGGCCUCUAUGCGGUGCGCUCUGAAGGCCAUGCGCGCCAGCUUUCACGGCGAGAAGCCUGCGGAGGAGAAGAUGAAGGAUGCCCUAUGCAAUGAGGACGUCCGCUUCGCAUUGGUAUCCCUAUCGCGACUUCCCGUCUUUUCCCACGACUUUGGUCUCGCCUUCAAGGACGAUCUCGACCUGCUUCAUACAUUGAAGCAGCUGAAGUACUUCUGGAACCUGCCCCAAAGUCAAUUGGCGAUCCUCAUGGCCAACUUGGCGAGGCGCCUGGACCCCCAAGCCUCGGCCGACUUCAGCGCUUUUACCGAGCAUCUGUGCCAGUCCGCCUCGCAUCUUCGAGCCGUCAAGGAAGUGAGCAAGGAGCUUCCGGAGGAGGUCCACGCGGAGUACAUGAAGAACGCUGCCUACUUGGAGGAUGCUGAUGCGCACGCAGUCUACCCCACCUCCAUCUACAGGCAGUGUGAUGCGCUGACCCUGGCGACUCAAGAUGCCUCCACCAUAGAGGCAGUGAUGAGCACGACCAUCACCACCACUAUCAAGAUUGCUCGCAAGGUCCUCGACCCUUCGAAUCAUCUGCUCUUCGACGUAUACAAGCCAUUGGGCCGUUGCGUCGCUGUGGUGGAUGACAAGGUGGAUGAGCAUUACGGUGACGAGAUCGAUAACUACUUUGCCAGCCACAACAUUGAGUUCACCAAGCUCGUCUUCAGCGGAAACGAGGUGGAUAAGGGCAUCGAGGAUGUGGAGCGGAUCUUGGUUGCCAUGAAGAAGUAUUCCGUCGGCCGCCACGAGCCCCUUCUGGUCAUCGGCGGCGGAGUGAUCGCAGAUAUUGCAGGCUUUGCCACAUCCCUGUACUCCAGAAACACGCCGUACGUCAUGCUCUGCACGUCAAUCGUCUCUGGCAUUGACGCUGGCCCAUCGCCUCGAGUUUGCUGCAACGGCUAUGACUACAAGAACCUCUAUGGUUCCUACCACCCGCCAGUGCUCACCAUCACGGACAGGGGCUUUUGGAAGACCCUCCACCCUGGCUGGCUUCGUCAUGGUGUUGCGGAGAUCAUCAAGAUGGCAGUCAUGAAGGACCUGUCACUCUUCGAGUUGCUGGAGAAGCAUGGUGUCCGAGCUGUGCAAACAAAGUUCGGCACAGAAGGUGACAGUGUCGAUGAUGCUGAGUUCCAGGAUGUCUGCGACCUCAUCGUCGGAAAGGCUAUGGAAGGGUACGUGCGCUCAGAGUAUGGCAAUUUGUGGGAGACCCAUCAGUGCCGACCCCAUGCCUACGGCCACACUUGGUGUCCUGGCUAUGAGCUCCCAGCCGGAAUGCUACACGGCCAGGCGGUGGGCACUUGCAUGGGCUUCGGGGCUUACCUCUCUUGCGUGGAAGGCUGGGUGUCAGAGCAGGAGAUGCAUCGGGUCCUGAAGGUGAUCUCGGACUGCGAGCUUUCCUUGUACCACCCCGUCAUGGAUGAUGACGCAAUGAUUUGGAAAACUCAGUUGGCAAUUGUGGAGAAGCGGGGUGGCAAUCUGUGUGCUCCGAUUCCAAAGCCCCUCGGCUACUCUGGCUACUUGAACGAUUUGUCUGAGGAGCAGCUCAUCCAGAGGAUGCACGAGUACAAGGACCUGGUGUCCAAGUACCCCCGUGGUGGGCGCGGUGUUGAGGAGCACUGCAUUGACGUGGGCUUGGAGGACCCGCAAGCAAAGAAGCUUCAGAAGAGGGCAGAGGCAGAGGCCGGUCAAGCGGCCGUCCUUGCUGGGAAGCUCGAGCUUUUGGAGCAGCUGAGGCACGAAGGGCUGCUGAAUGCAGAGCAGUUUGACCUCAAGCACCAGCAGCUUGCAUAG
This is a messenger RNA of Symbiodinium pilosum, 2112 nucleotides long. NCBI's taxonomy places the organism in Eukaryota, Dinophyceae, Suessiales, Symbiodiniaceae. The record is from the annotation of a GenBank genome assembly.